UGGUGAUCUCUCCACAGUUACACAUACCCACUCACAUGUGUACGACAGUAAGAAAGGAAGGCUUAUAGAACAGGCAACGGAGAGAUGUUGUCAAGUGGAGGACAGAAAAUUCACAGCAUUAAUUGACUGUGUGACUAGGUAUUAGAGAGUUACAUCUGUAUGUACUGGUCGCAUUUACAGGGAGUUCUCUGUCAAACCCCACGCAGAUACGAACUGCUCCUACAGCAACCGACUGCUGCUCCCUCCCAGCCUGUGUAUCGGUGUGCCUCUCCCAGUACCUGUACCAUCGGAUUAAUUCUUGUUACCCAAAAUUAUUUUAAUUAUUCAGAGGAUUUACUUGGAGGCAUUUAAAGGAUAUAUUUCAUGAUUCCUGUGUUUUGUUUGGAAUUUUAUUCCUAAUUGCUGUGGAUUAAGCCGUAUUUUUACAUUUUUACUGCCAGUUUUUGUCUCGUUAUUUUACACAUCAAGACAGGAUUACAUCUACCCAAUUCAUUUCUGGAGUCUGAGGAUUUUAAUUUUUUGGGAUCUUUUCUUGUGAAACUCCAUCACCAAAAAAAAACUAUUGAAUGAUACAUUCGUUGAGUCAUGUAACGAUGGAUUAAUUGGAUUAAACAUUUCUGUGUCUCAACAGAAUCUCCACCAGGUGGCAUGGUAAAAACAAAGACACAGCUGUAGAGCUGUCAACAUGAGAAUCAGCAGUGUACUUGGAGUCAUUUCCUGCCUUGUGACUCUCUCAUUUUCGGCAGAAAGAGCAGAAAACUCUUCCUCGGGAUCUGACUUCUAUCGAUUUACCAACAAAAUCAGGAACCCACCUCAAAUCACACAAUCGCCAAGGAACCAAAGAGUCGCCGAAGACUCCAUUAUCAGUUUCUUCUGCAAGGCAUCCGGAAAUCCCCAACCUCGCUUUCAGUGGGAGCGAGAUGGCAAACGGAUUAAUCCAAAAAGGACACGUUACUUUAUAUAUGAUAUGCCACAUGGAAGUGUGCUGAGGAUAGAGCCUGUGAAAGCCAGGAGAGACCAAGCGACGUUCACAUGUAUCGCCGACAAUGGCAUCGGAGAACCAGCCCGAGCCAACUCUACGCUCAAGGUCUAUGCAAUGAACAGGGACAAGGGUAUAAACCCAGCAUGGAAAAAAAUAUACAAAGGGAUCCCGAAUGGCUAUCCCAGCAUCACAGUAAACCCAGAACUGAAGGCCGUAGAGAAAGAUCGCCAGGUGAAGAUGCAGUGUGAGGCAAUCGCACGUAACGCAGAAGAUAUGGGCCGACCACAUAUAUUCUGGAUCAAAGAUUACAUUCCUGUGGAUAUGAGUGAUCCAAGAAUAACAAUACAGCCCACAGGUACCCUGUUUAUUGAGAGAAGUCAAGAAUCAGAUGCAGGGAAAUAUGAAUGUGUGGCAGAAAAUCAAAUAGGAGUGACAUAUUCAUUUGCAGCUAACCUUUAUGUGCGAGUGAGAAGAGUUCCUCCUCAUUUUACAAUAUCACCUGAAAAUAAGGAGGUUGACCUGCAUACGAGUAUCAAUAUGACCUGCGUGGCUAUUGGUUCACCAAUGCCAGUGGUCAAGUGGAGAGAUGGACCAUUUGAAUUGAAUGCCGAAGAUGAAGUCAGCAUUGGCAAAAAUGUGUUACAACUUCUCAAUGUAACAGAAACCAAGAAUUACACUUGUGUGGCCUCAUCUGACCUGGGAAACAUUGAGGCAGUGGCUGAAGUCCGGGUCAAAGCACCUGGGACGCCGCCUCGCAAUGUUCAUGGCCGACCGAUCAGUACCACCACCAUCAUCGUCGAGUGGCUGCCACCAGAAAAACCCAAUGGGAUUAUCAAGGGCUAUAAGAUAUUCUAUACACUUGAUCCCGAUCUGCCAAUCAUCCUGUGGAAACGCCAUGAUGUCAACUCUAAUGACCGUGCAGCUACAAUCGAGAAUCUGAUGCCCAACGUUACCUACCACAUGUGUAUCCUGGCCUACUCCAGCAAAGGAGAGGGACCUGUAUCAAAUCUCAUUCAGGUCAUGACACGUCAAGGAGCGCGAACUAAUUGUUCUAGGAAAACUUGUUUUUCCGAGUUUGUAGUGCCACUCCAACCAAAAAAUUUGCAUGCAGUCGCCAUGUCCCCAAACGUAAUAGAAGUUACGUGGGAUCCCCCAGAGAAUCACCAAAGUGUUAUCAGUUACAAGUUGUACUUCAACGACUCGUACCGUCGCCAGAGUGCCCAUAUCACUAUAGACCCACCAGUGUCACGUUUUCGACUGACCGAUCUGACACCAAACACCAUAUACCACAUCCAGGUGUCGGCGAUGUCGGAGAAGGGCGAGGGUGCCCACACGCCUACAGUCCAGGUGCAAACCCGCCAGUUUGCUCCAAGUGGUGAGCCUCAAAAUCUUAGCGGCCGACCAAUCGACUCUCGGAGUAUUGAGGUAACAUGGAACCCUCCUCCUCCUGAUCAACAAAAUGGCGACAUUACAGGCUAUAAGAUAUUUUACGUGAAAAAUGUGCCCGACUUGUCAGAAGAAGAUGCCCAGUCUGUAACUGUGGACGCUGCUGCCAACAAAUUGACACUAGCGAACCUGGCAGUGUGGACGGAGUAUAAGAUAUGGGUGUUGGCGUUCACAAGCGUGGGUGAUGGCCCAAAAUCACAACCAAUCAUCGUGUCGACCGACGAAGAUGUUCCCGGACCUCCGAAAUCAGUCCGAGUGGAAGUCAUCAACUCUACUACUAUAUUUGUGGAAUGGCGUCCACCAGAGACACAGCGAGAAAAUGGAAUUAUACGUGGCUACCAAGUUUAUUGUGUUGUUGUUGAUAGUAAAAAUAGGCCAAAGGAAGGCACGGAUCGCAUUAGCGACACAACUGACGGUAACCGAAGAGAGGCUGUGAUCACUAACCUUGACCCAGCCACUAAGUAUUCUAUCAAGGUGGCUGGUUAUACAAGGAGAGGCGAUGGCCAGCGUAGUAAAGAAGUGUUUGUUGUGACAUCAGGCGCAGUGCCGACUAUACCACGUAACCUGGAUGUGGAAUUCUUGGGUGAAGACCCACCACAAGUACAAGUAACAUGGCAAAGACCACGGGAAACUCACGGCAAGUUAGCUGGCUAUAAGGUGUUCUGGGGAAGGAGAGGCGAAAAAUAUACCUUGAUAAAUCUCGGACCUAUGCAUCAUGCUUACAUCUCAGAUAUCUUAGACAAAGGAGCCACAUAUGAAUUCCUUGUUGUUGCCCGAAAUGGAGAGGGUGAUGGUGUGAGAGCAUCACAAAUUAUCACAACUCCGGAUGGAAUCCCUGAUGGGGCCCCGCAGAAUUUCACUGCGACAGGGCUGACAGAGACCAGUGUGAGACUAGAGUGGGACUUACCUGCUAAAAAACUGCAAAACGGCGAGAUAAUCAUGUAUCAGCUUGUCUACCAUAAGAUGGCCGACCCCACCAAUACGGAGGAUCUAAACAUCACAGGCAUUCAAUACGACGUACACAAUCUUGAGAUGAAUACAGAUUACGUUUUUCAAGUUAAGGCGUACACAAGUCAAGGAGCUGGUCCAUGGACUGUUCAGCAUCCAUUCCACACGUUCGGACCAAUGUUGCCUCCUCCGGAAAACAUCAAACUAAUACGGUCUUCCCCAGAUACCAUUCUCGUGACUUGGGAUGAGCCCAAACUUCCUGUAGCUGGGUAUCGAGUGUACUACAACAUGUUUGAGCUACAAAAGAUGGAACUCUGGCAAAAGAAAGAUAUUGGACCAUAUACUGUCACAGAACUUACCGAGUUGGAUACUGUAUCUGUGUAUGCAGUUCGUAUCCAGGCCAGAUCUGUUGAUGGUCGCUAUGGCAACCUCUCAGAAGCUGUUGUUUGUCCUGUGGGAACAUCACAGCCCAUAACUAUUGAAGUACCAACAAACUUCCACGUGUCAAUGAGGACCUCUGUUGAUGUGACCCUAGUCUGGGAGAUUCCCAAGAAACCUCAGGUCACAAGAUACACACUUUCCUACUCUGGAGUUAAGAAAUACCGCGAAGACAAUAUCAUGCAGACUUAUCACCAACCUCGCAAGGAAGAGCAUAUCCAUGGUCUUACAAGUUCUUUCACUGUUGAGAAUCUGCUUCCAAAAACAAAAUAUACCUUCAACAUCUCUGCAUUUUUCCAGGACGGAGUACAAGGGGGUGUUAACUCUCUGGUAGUCCAAACAAGAAUUGAAGCACCUAAGGAGGUAAGGAGACCGAUGGUGUUAAAAAUCUCGGGCCAGGAAGUGACUGUUAUAUUGAAGCCAGCAUCGGAGGAGAACGGUGGUCUGAGUUACUACUACCUUGUAGUGGUCCCGCUCAUCAACACCACAACCAAACGACCGGAGGAUAUCAGUAAUGAUGAGUUGACUUUGGAUAUAUCACCAGAGCUGCCGUCUGCUAAACCUUAUAUUGCAGCCAAGUUUGAUGCCCAGCACCUUCCUAGGGAGUUCAAUCUCGGUAACAGAGACCAGUUUGGAGGAUAUGCCAACAGACCACUAGACCAUGGGAUGAAGUACAAGACGUUCAUACGAGCCUUCACCGUGGACACUAAACUCUACAAGACAAGUCCUUACUCAGAGACCAUCAGUCUGAGUCGCACUCCAAGCAUUCCCCAGUAUCCCCCAAACACCAACAACCCAAUCCCACAGUCUGCAGAAGCGAGCGAAAAAAGUUUGCUCAUCAUCAUGAUUGUUGCUCCUGUAUGUGCAGGCGUUGCUCUUAUCAUCAUUGGUUGUAUCAUCCUAAUCUGGCACAUGAGUAGGAGGAAGGCAACCCGGAAAGAGAAGAGUCCAGAACCAUCUUCUGGCAAGGUGUUUGUAGAUGUUCCACCUCACCCCUGUGAUCCAGUCGAACUUCGCAGACAGCACUACCAGACACCAGGUAUGAUAAGCCAUCCUCCAAUCCACAUCCACAUGCUCCAGGAACAUAUUGAUAACCUGAAGAAUAAUGACAACCUCAAGUUCUCCCAGGAAUACGAGUCCAUUGAACCAGGUCAACAGUUCACUUGGGAUAACUCUAACUAUGAGGUCAACAAACCUAAAAAUAGAUACGCCAAUGUCAUAGCAUACGACCAUUCCCGAGUGAUCCUCCAACCGAUUGACAGCGUCCCUGGCAGCGAUUAUGUGAACGCUAAUUAUAUGGAUGGCUACCGUAAACAAAACGCUUACAUAGCUACACAGGGGCCGCUUCCAGAGACCUUUGGAGAUUUCUGGCGCAUGAUGUGGGAGCAGCGAUCGGCAACCAUUGUAAUGAUGACUAAAUUAGAAGAAAGGUCAAGGAUAAAAUGUGAUCAAUACUGGCCUCACCGCGGGGCAGAACAUUACGGACUGAUGCAUGUGCUACUUGUGGACGUGACGGAACUCUCCACCUACACGAUUCGUACCUUCCAUAUCUCCAGGUACGGGUUCCCAGAGAAGCGAGAGAUCCGUCAGUUCCAGUUCACCGCCUGGCCAGAUCAUGGUGUUCCUGACCAUCCUACACCACUCCUAAUGUUCAUGAGACGUGUCAAAACAAGCAAUCCUCCCGACGCUGGGCCAAUGGUAGUCCACUGCAGUGCUGGUGUUGGGAGAACAGGAGCCUUCAUAGUCAUAGAUGCCAUGUUGGAACGAAUCCGACACGAAAAGACUGUUGAUAUAUAUGGUCAUGUGACCUGCUUACGAGCACAACGUAAUUACAUGGUACAAACUGAGGACCAGUAUAUAUUUAUCCAUGAUGCACUGUUAGAAGCUGUUACCUGUGGGAAUACAGAGGUACCAGCACGUAACCUCUCCGUACACAUACAGAAACUGAUGCAACCGGAACCAGGGGAAACAGUUACAGGCAUGGAAUUGGAAUUCAAGCGGUUAGCAAACAUGAAGGCUAGUCCAAAUCGCUUCGUUAGUGCAAAUCUUCCAGUGAAUAAAUUCAAGAAUAGACUUGUUAACAUAUUACCAUUUGAAUCUACUAGAGUAGCCCUACAGCCAAUCCGAGGAGUCGACGGCUCAGAUUACAUCAACGCCAGUUUUAUUGAUGGGUACAAGUACUGCCAGGCCUACGUGGCUACCCAGGGACCUUUGUCCGAGACAACAGAGGACUUCUGGAGAAUGCUCUGGGAACAUAACUCCACAAUCAUCGUCAUGCUUACCAAGUUACGAGAAAUGGGUCGUGAGAAAUGCCACCAGUACUGGCCAAGUGAGCGGUCAGCAAGGUAUCAGUACUUUGUUGUUGACCCAAUGGCUGAGUACAAUAUGCCACAGUACAUCUUGAGAGAGUUCAAGGUCACAGAUGCCAGGGAUGGUCAGUCUCGAACCAUCAGACAGUUCCAGUUUACGGACUGGCCAGAGCAGGGCGUGCCUAAAUCUGGAGAGGGCUUUAUCGACUUCAUCGGUCAGGUGCACAAAACCAAGGAACAGUUUGGACAGGAGGGACCAAUCUCUGUUCACUGCAGUGCUGGUGUGGGCAGAACAGGUGUGUUUAUAACCCUGAGUAUAGUCCUAGAGAGAAUGAGGUAUGAGGGCGUGGUUGACAUGUUCCAGACAGUCAAAAUGCUGAGGACACAAAGACCAGCCAUGGUCCAGACAGAGGACCAGUACCAGUUCUGUUACCGGGCUGCUCUCGAGUACUUAGGAUCCUUCGACCACUACGCAGCGUAGUUGUGUUGCUGCACUAACAAACGCAGGUGUUUCCACAGUGACAGCGGGACAACCUUCAUUGUGUGUCAUGUGACACAGUCAUGUGACAUCAUAACAGCCAAAUAAGUCAGUGUCUGUCAACACUGUAUGAAAACAUAAACUAUUAUGUGGUGGUGUUCAUAGAUUGAUACGAUUUGUCAUUCAUUGUCGGACAAUUAAAGGGAGACAAUGCACAAGACAUUUGUUGAUGUAUCAAGCAUCGUAGUCGAGAAAAUCUAUGUGGAAAAAGGACCAAUUGUGUAUUAAUGAAGAUGAGAAAAUGGACGACAGUCAAAAUGACUCGAAGAGUCAUUGCAACAUGUGCAAUAUUAAUUAACCACUGCACCCAAACAUAUGGUAAGCAUGUUAAAAACAUGCUGGACAUCUUGGACGUUUGACCGCUGAUCAUUGUAGCAAUGGACCAAGACACUCAUGAUGCGGCCAUGACUUGUUCCUGUCAUAGUGAAGUCAUUACUGGAUGUGGGACCUGUACGUAACCAGAGACUGGACGAGCAUCUCGUAUAGGAUCAGUGUAUUACAGCGUAUUACAGAUCAGUGUAUUACAGAUCAAUGUAUUACAGAUCAGUGUAUUACAGAUCAGUGUAUUACAGUGUAAUACAAUUUAUUACAGCGUAUUACAGUGUAAUACAAUGUAUUACAGAUCAGUGGCUAUUUUGACUAGAAAUUUUUAUGUGAUUUCAGUACCAUUGACGUAGCAUUAUAGACUUCCAUAGGAUAUAAACAUGGUACAAUGGUAUAUACAUUGUGGGUCGGUGUUCACUCCACUUCAUCUUUAUGUUGCCAAAGAUAGUAUGAGGUGUGCAUGAAAGCAUGUGUGUGGAACGGAUCAGGUUACAAUAUAAUUACAAAGAAAACAUAAUGAGUUAUCUGCCCUCUGGGGUUUGUGAUGGAAUAUUGGCUCUAAGACGUUCAUGUUUGAAAAGAAGAACAUUGGUAUAAAAAUGUUCUCCUGAAGGGAACGGUGAUCGGACCAUUUAUUUACAUUGAUAGUUAUGGUGCUUUGUUUAGUUUUUGCCUUUCUGUAGAGUGUGAGAUCAAUGUGCUUGUUGUUCAUCUGCCCAAUCAACAAUUUUGAUUAAAACCACCGAUAUUUUUUUUUUAAUGUAUAUAUAUAUUAUAUAUAUAUAUCAACCAUUUGCAUUUUGUUCCUGUGACAACCUGUCCGCACUUGUGUCCAUAUUUAUUGCGUUGAACUUUGACCCCCAAACUCGGACACCUUGCAUUAUAGUGAACUGUGUUUUAGAAAGUAUGGUUUACUAUUGUUAGAGGAUAGUCAUCACCAUAGCAACAGAAUGCUUUAUUUAAGCAGGAGUAGAAACAGACAAGGUUCAGCUGUCACUGCUUCUACUGUGCUGUGUUACACUGGAGCUGUUCGUAUGUGUGUGAGGGUGUGUGUGACAGUUAUGUAGGUACGAUAUAUUCUGGGCGGGUUAUUUAUAGAUUGACAAUACAGAGUGACAUUAUAGUAUGUAUGUGUAUGGAAGCUGUUCAGAAGUUAUAGUCAGUUGAUUGGCUCAUGACUUGCAUGCUCUAUAUAGUAGAAUAAUUUAUAUACAAAUUAUAGAAAGACCGAUUUAUUAACCUUGUAUGUCUCUUCAUCUCCUGUCAUCUUAUUGUACAAAACAAAUGGCAUGCUGAAUGUCUCCAUUAAGGUACACACUUCUGAUAUAAAAUCUCCGUUCAGGUUCAAUUACACAUUUUGUAUCAUUAAAUUCUCUUUAUUUUAUUAUUGUCAUGGAAUUUUAAUUAUGGCAGUACAUACCUACAUCACUAUUUCUUUAAAAAAUAUAUGCAUUUGAUAAAAAGGAACAAUUGUAUAUUUCUAAAUUUCAAAAUAUUAGAGACAGUUGAUGAAGAGGCUAUACGCACAGCUAAAGGUCGAGAGGUCACAGUUAUGUCCACCGAGAAAUCCAUAUAUUCAGGCUGUAUAUAUCAAAAACAUUACUUUUCCAAAGAAACAUUAUAAAGGAUACAGUUCCUGUGUAUUUGUGGAAACUUAAGGUUACAUUAGAAACCUUUGUAAUAUAUCAUUGGAAACCUUUAAGGCUAGAUAUGAUAAAUCUGGUUACCAUAGAAACCUUUCAAAGUCUCCAUGAGAAAAAAUGGUCACUAAAGAGUGUGAUUACCAUAGAAAAUGUUAAUGUAUCUACAGGAGGAAAGCACAGAAGGCUUUAUAUUGAAAUAUACACGAUGUCUGUAUCAACGGAUUCAUACCUACCCAAGCUUAGGUUGGACAACAUCUGUAAUUUGUAAAACAAAAGAUUUCAUUUCCAUUUUUACAUUUUUACCUUAUUUUUAAUUUGCCAUGUUUGAAUACAUUGUUUAAGAACAAUAGCUGGAAGUAUUUAUAUUGAAUUAAUUUUUGUAUAUCGCAGUAUGAACAUCACAUACAUAUAUAUAUAUAUAAAUAUAAUACAGAUAUCUUGCUUGUCCGUUUCGCGACUGGAUAAAAAAAUGAGCCAGUAAAAUUUGUAUUGUGUCCUGACGUCUGCGAUCAGUGUGUCUAGCCUGUAGCGUACUUGUGAUAUGUUGCAGAUUUGUUGAAAUGUCAGACCUAUGUAUAAUGUAGAGUAUAGACCGAAUUCUGUUAUCAACCACAAAAAUCCAUACAUGUGUAAGCAAAUCGGAUAUAUAGCACUUCUUUUGCCAAAAUUCAACAUUGACCAAGUACCGUAUCAUAUUUUAGGUAUAGGCAAGGAAUAUUAAUGUCCAUGUCAAACAUGGAUAGCCUGUCUCAUCAGUUUCUCUACAUUUACAUAGGUCUGUUAUUCCAAUACAUACAAAUCUAACUUCUAAACACACCUGUGUUAUACAUUGUACAUAUAAACGACCAACUUAAGUAUUGUACUAGUAUUGUCCGUCACCAUUAAAGCCAAUUUCAUUUAUUUCAUUGUUCAUUUAACCCCUCCAAGUUACCACUAGUCCAUCAUUAGAUCAUCAAUUUGUCAUGUCAUUCUCCAUUUAUUUUCACCUAUCAUUAAAUGUGCUGAAUGUGCAAGACCAUUUUUUUAUUAUUAUUAUUAUUAUUACCUGCGGUAUUGAAAACAUAUUUGCAAUGCAAUUAUUACAUAUUAAAGUUAUGAUUCAUUUGUUUUUUUGUAAAAGACAAGUUUUAACUUGAAUAACAUUCUUAGUUUUUGUGCAUAAUAAUGAUAAUAAUAGUAUUUAACUUGAGAAAGUAUGAAAUGGAAUGGUAAUAUGGAGCACUUUACUUUAUUGUAGGUAAUUUGAUGUGUUAAAUGGAAAUUAUUUAUAAACAUACAUGUGUGUACCACCCAGUACACAUAAUGCAUAGCAAAAUGUCUAAAAACUCAAAAAUAGUGGUACCAUUGGUCAAUCAAAUUUUAAAUAUUUGUAAUUUUCUUUUUAAUAUUUAGGUAUGUCAAAGUAGAAAUCAACAUUUUAAAAACAUAUAUUUAGAAAAUCAUCAGAUUUUAAACCUGUUUAAUUAAGUAAUGAAGCAAAAAGUGGGGAUUUGAAUGGGCAAUUUGGAUUGAUUCAAAUAAGUUCAGAGAAUAUUUGUAUAUGAAAUACAUUGUGAAUAUGUAGAGUUUACAUUCAACCAACCAAACUUGAUACACAGUCAUCAGGCAAAUGCAGUGCCACCUGGCCUAUUAUUUACCAGAACUAAUGUUGGAUAGGAAAAGUGUUCCUGUUCCAGAGUUUGACCAGAAACUGACCUUGCCAUAUGUGUAGUUAUUAAGGGCCACUCCAUCUGACCACAAAGUUCCUAGAUCUCACUGUAGGCCAGUAGCUGUUGUAUACCAUAGUAGAAGACAAUCAGUUUUUGGGCUAUUUUGAGUUUUCAGUAUCCAUUUUACCCUCCAAGGGUGCAAUAGCAUGUAUUUCAUAUAUAAUUAAUGUUCAAAGUUAUAAAAUCUCGUUAGCAGGUGUAAAUCUCAUCAGUAGGUGUCUUAUUCUGUAGUGCUCCUCCAGACUUUGAUCAUGACACUGCCGUGUCUUGUGGUUCCAUUCUAGUCAUGUGACUCACAGUGCGUGUUUUGUUUGUUACUAUGACGAUUAAGAAUAUGUACGACAUUUUUAGUCGGCCAUAUUUUAUAUAUAGCUCUAUAGCUGUACAGUGGAUCUCCAUUUUCUUAUACGUUUCUGUGAAUCUCUUGUAUAAAAAACUUGAAAUAGAAAAAAGCCAUUUUGGAUUUUCCUUCAUUAAAACAUUAAUCUAUCCCAUAAUGUUAUUCCUAAAUAUGUCUGUAAUAUAAAGUAUAGUAUAUGGUCACAAAAGGACUGUAAACAUCUGUGUUACCAUGGCGACUUGUCUAAACAUCUGUGUUACCAUGGCAAUCUGUGUCAGAUCAUUCAUAGACUUGUUGGCUCCCUAGCUGCUGAUGUACCUACGUUGUAUAGUAGUUCUUGUUAGGUUGUCAUGGAAAUAUGUCAUUAUCUGAGAGUAUACAGUCAUUGAUAUCAAUAAACUUGGAACAAAU
This is a messenger RNA of Pecten maximus, 11088 nucleotides long. RefSeq names its product receptor-type tyrosine-protein phosphatase S-like. The record is from RefSeq and is a predicted model, not a curated record. The coding region runs from base 686 to 6604 and encodes 1972 amino acids. NCBI's taxonomy places the organism in Eukaryota, Metazoa, Mollusca, Bivalvia, Pectinida, Pectinidae. The transcript has 38 exons. Gene Ontology annotation, molecular function: protein tyrosine phosphatase activity; protein binding. Gene Ontology annotation, biological process: protein dephosphorylation.